Messenger RNA from Corythoichthys intestinalis (scribbled pipefish), 2320 nucleotides. RefSeq names its product aminolevulinate, delta-, synthase 2 (gene alas2). Gene Ontology annotation, biological process: erythrocyte development; heme biosynthetic process; hemoglobin biosynthetic process. The record is from RefSeq and is a predicted model, not a curated record. Gene Ontology annotation, cellular component: mitochondrion; mitochondrial matrix. Gene Ontology annotation, molecular function: 5-aminolevulinate synthase activity; pyridoxal phosphate binding. Lineage: Eukaryota; Metazoa; Chordata; Actinopteri; Syngnathiformes; Syngnathidae. The transcript has 10 exons. The coding region runs from base 134 to 1909 and encodes 591 amino acids.
GACAAGUUGGACGGGUGGAGGCUGAUUCCUUAAUUCACUAAUAAAUGUGCUGACUCUUCUGACCAUCUGCCUACUUGCUCUUUUGAAGUUCGUCCUCAGUGCAGGUCAACAGAGCAGAAACAGCUGUCUCAACAUGGCUGCCUUCCUUCACCACUGCCCCUUUUUCAAGUCUGCCACUAAGCCAGCUUUGAGGAGGUCAAGCCCAUUGCUGUCUCUGGCCAAUCAAUGUCCCAUCAUUACACGUCAGAUCAGCAUUGGGGGGUCAAUUGCCCUGAAGGCUGAGAUGAGCUCCUGCCCUGUCAGUCCUGACCGUCGCCGACUUACCACGCUGGAGCAAAGGAGGAUGUUUGCUCAAACAGCUCCUCAGGUGGCGGAACAGGCAGUAUCAAAGGCUUGUCCUUUUGUCACUUCCCGCAUUGGGAUGGUUCAAGCCUGCCCUGAAGUGCAGGAGGAUGUCCGAGAAGGCAAUAUGAUUUCUCUGUUGAAGGAUUUAAAGGAGUCAAUUUUCCCGAAAUCACCCCAAGAAAACGCAAUUACUCACCUCCUCAAAGACAACAUGGUUGGGCCCAGCUAUGAUUACGACCACUUCUUCUCAGAGAUGAUUGCAGAGAAGAAGAAGGACCAUACUUAUAGAGUCUUUAAGACGGUAAACCGGAGCGUCAGCUCAUUUCCUUUUGCUGAAGAUUACUCUGUGUCUGACCGCGAGGGCUCCCAAGUGUCCGUGUGGUGCAGCAAUGACUAUCUUGGGAUGAGUCGGCACCCCCGGGUCCUCAGCGCCAUCAGUGACGCCCUGUGCAGACAUGGUGCAGGAGCAGGAGGCACCAGGAACAUUUCAGGCACCAGCAACUUCCACGCCUCUCUGGAGAAGGAGCUUGCCCAACUCCAUCAGAAAGAUUCCGCUUUGGUCUUUUCUUCUUGCUUUGUGGCUAAUGACUCCACCCUCUUCACCCUGGCCAAAAUGCUACCCGGUUGUGAAAUCUACUCUGAUGCCGGAAACCAUGCCUCAAUGAUUCAGGGCAUCAGGAACAGCGGAUCCAAGCGCUUCAUUUUUCGACACAAUGAUAGUCAACACCUGGAGGAGCUUCUGCAGCGCUCAGACCCAAAGACUCCCAAAAUAGUCGCAUUUGAGACGGUGCAUUCAAUGGACGGCGGCAUUUGUCCCUUAGAGGAGCUGUGUGACGUGUCUCACCGUUAUGGAGCUCUAACUUUUGUAGACGAAGUUCACGCUGUUGGCCUGUAUGGUGCCCAUGGAGCUGGAGUGGGAGAGAGGGACAAUGUAAUGCACAAGAUUGAUAUUGUGUCUGGAACUUUAGGCAAAGCCUACGGCUGCGUGGGAGGCUACAUCGCCAGCAGCGCUGCCUUGGUGGACACAGUGCGGUCCUUUGCAGCUGGCUUCAUCUUCACUACUGCCCUGCCACCAAUGGUUCUGGCUGGAGCGCUGGAAUCCGUGCGGGUCCUUAAGGGCCCCGAGGGACAGUCUCUGCGCAGAGCCCACCAGAGAAAUGUCAAACACAUGAGGCAGCUACUAAUGGACAAGGGCUUACCUGUGGUCCAUUGUCCCAGCCACAUCAUCCCCAUCCAGGUGGGCAAUGCAGAGCUGAACACCAAGGUGUGCGACACCCUGCUGGAAAGACACAACAUCUACGUGCAAGCGAUCAAUUACCCUACAGUGCCCCGUGGAGAGGAGCUACUGCGCCUGGCUCCGUCUCCUCAUCACCAACCUGCCAUGAUGGAGUACUUUGUGGAGAAACUGGUAGAAGUGUGGAAUGAGGUGGGACUGAAGAUAAGCAACCCUGCGGCUGCUUCCUGCACCUUCUGUGACCGCCCUCUGCACUUUGACCUCAUGAGUGAAUGGGAGAAGUCCUACUUUGGCAACAUGGAACCCCAGUAUAUUACUGUGUCUGCAUAGAGGACAUGGAAUUUUAUCGACGAAAUUAAAAGUGCUCUAAGCCUCUCAAGGCAGACGCUGCAAAUUUGCAACAAUUAAAUGCUAAUCACCUAAUUAAUCGGAAUUCUUAUUUCAUGAACCUUUUUAUAUUCAGAAGCUCCACUUUUUCCUGUUAUUAAAAUUUAAUUUGAGCCUGAGAGGACUAACUUUAAUUAAUUUCAAACACAUCAUGCUUUCUAUGUAUAAAGAAAAAAAUUAACCCUAUCACCAUUUAGGAUUGUUUAUUUUGUGCAUGUUUCAUGCGUGAUUGCUUGCUGCUUGCUAAUAAGGAUAUGAACUGUCUCCUGUACUUCAAAAGUGUAAAUCCUGCACACUGGGCACUUUCUUAUCUAGAUGUGUAGGUUUGAUUUAAAUAAAGUUUUGUGACCACGU